This is a messenger RNA of Onthophagus taurus, 887 nucleotides long. RefSeq names its product apolipoprotein D. Gene Ontology annotation, cellular component: cytoplasm. The record is from RefSeq and is a predicted model, not a curated record. NCBI's taxonomy places the organism in Eukaryota, Metazoa, Arthropoda, Insecta, Coleoptera, Scarabaeidae. Gene Ontology annotation, biological process: lipid metabolic process; response to reactive oxygen species.
AAGCUAAAGAAGGUCAGUUUGAUUAAAACCUUGCAAGCAAAGACACCAAAAAUGUUUUUUAAAUUAAACGUAUUUCUUGUGUUAUUUAUCGUAUACACGGAGCAACAUUCUUAUAAUUUGGGCGAAUGCCCCUUGGUUGCACCGCAAAGCGAUUUUAGAAUGGAAAAUAUGUUGGGGGAAUGGUUUGUAAUAAAAAAGACGAGUACAUCGAGUUCUUGCAUCAUUUACAACUUUACGUCCACCUCGGAGCCGAAUCAUUAUCAAUUGGAGCAAAUUAGCAACACUUUUAUCCCACUAAAACACAACUACCAUUACACCGGGGAGUUAAUCGUUCAGGAUCCAACAGUUCCAGCAAAAAUGAAAGUUAAAUUUCCUUUGAAUUUAGGUUCGGCUUCUUACACCGUUUUUAUGACAGAUUAUCAAAAUUACGCGGCUAUUUUUACGUGCCAAAAAUUACCGUUAAGUAAUCGCCAAUCUGUUUCUAUUUUAUCCAGGAAAAAGGUUUUGGAUAAACUUUAUUUGGAUAAGAUUCAACAAAGAAUGAGUAGUUUCGGGGUAAACCCCUAUGAUUUAUCAAUAAUUAAUCAAAACGAUUGCAAAAAGAACAUUGAUGGUUAUAACUGGAAUGUAGAUGAUGACACCUUCUCUGUAAAAUCGGUAGCUGGCGUUAUAAGAAAAGCUGGUGAAAAAAUAGGAGAUGGUUUCGAAUAUGUAGCUGAAGGAGCAAAAAAAUUAAUUAAUAAAGGUGGUGAUGAGACAAAACAAGUUGAGAGAAGAGUAGGGCAAGUUGCAAUAGACCCUGAUGCUGAAUGGAUACCUUAAAUUAAAAAAAAAAACUUGAUUAAUACACAAUUAAGACUAACAUUAAUAAAAUGAGAUUUAAACCA